AGUGAAUGCUUGCUCGGUGUCUGAUAAGUCAGGGUACUUUCAUAAUUGGCUAUGAAGUUUGUCUGUCUUCUGGAUAAGGGGGUUGCCGAGUUAAAGUUGCUGCUCACCGCGCAUGCGCACUAAAGUUGAUUCCGUUAGCUGUCAGUAGAAUGUUUCCCUGCUCUCUAAUGGACCAAACUCAACGCAGCGACCAGCGACUAGCUUCUUAAAUGUAUCCAGACUUUAAGGGAAGCAACACACUGUGAACUUAUGGAGUUUUAAAACAACAAAAUGUCUUUUUCGGGCUGUUUUCGGAGACUCGAGGUCUGUGAGUACAAACUGGGACACUGUCGUUGUGCCCAGGCGCGCUCACGGUAACGUUCCAACGGCUACUGAAGUUGCCUUAAAAAGUUGGCACCGUCCUUCAGCACGAGGAUUCAUUUUACGUGUUGGACACUCCAGUAAUGAAAACAGCGUAAUUGUAAGUAACUUCUAAUUAUGGCAAGCACUCUGUCGACGAGUGUAGCGUAGAACCGGAGUCAAACAGGAUUUAAAGGAGCCGGACACAGCCAGGUAGCCCGGCUGCUGCGUUGCGAUGGGCAACCGCGGGAUGGAGGAUCUGAUCCCGCUGGUCAACCGCCUGCAGGACGCGCUGAGCAGCGUGGGGCGGAGCUGCAGCCUCCACCUGCCGCAGAUCGCUGUGGUGGGCGGCCAGAGCGCCGGGAAGAGCUCCGUGCUGGAAAACUUCGUGGGCAGAGACUUCCUUCCGCGUGGUUCAGGAAUUGUCACUCGUAGACCUUUAGUCCUCCAGCUGCUAAGUGGUAACACGGAGUACGGCGAAUUUCUCCACUGUAAAGAAAAGAAGUUCACAGACUUUGAUGAGCUACGCAAGGAGAUUGAGGCAGAGACAUGCAGGCUCACAGGAUCCAAUAAAGGCAUCUCUCCUGUCCCCAUCAACCUGCGGAUUUAUUCACCACAUGUACUGAACCUGACCCUUGUGGACCUGCCUGGCAUCACCAAGGUGCCUGUAGGCGACCAGCCAGCAGACAUAGAGUACCAGAUACGAGACAUGAUCAUGCAGUACAUCUGUAAGGAAAACUGUCUCAUCCUGGCUGUCACGCCAGCCAACACUGACCUGGCAAACUCUGACGCACUCAAACUGGCUAAAGAUGUUGAUCCACAGGGCCAGCGCACAAUUGGUGUAAUCACUAAACUGGACCUGAUGGAUGAAGGAACAGAUGCUCGGGAAAUACUAGAGAACAGGUUGCUUCCUCUACGCAGAGGUUACAUAGGGGUGGUGAACCGCAGUCAGAAGGACGUUGAUGGGAAAAAGGAUAUUAAGGCAGCUCUGGAUGCAGAGCAGAAGUUCUUCAUGUCCCAUCCAGCCUACAAACAUAUGGCUGAAAACAUGGGCACCCCAUAUUUACAAAGAAUGCUUAACCAGCAACUGACAAACCACAUCCGGGACACUUUGCCAGCCUUCCGUAGUCAUCUGCAAACCCAGCUUCUGGCCUUGAACAAAGAGGCUGAAGAGUACAAACAGUAUAGUCCUGAUGACCCUGCGCGCAGGACCAAGACACUGCUACAGUCAGUCAGUCAGUCAUUCUCGAUGUGUGCGCGUACCCAUUUAUCGUCUUUAGGUUAUUUAUAUGUCCGUUUUUCUCCUGGUCUGUCCUCCAGGUUAGUCCAGCGCUUGGCUGUCGACUUUGAGAAGCUAAUCGAGGGCUCAGGUGACCAAGUAGACACCAUUAGUCUGUCAGGAGGUGCUAAAAUCAACCGCAUUUUCCAUGAGCGCUUCCCCUAUGAACUGGUCAAGAUUGAGUCAGAUGAGAGGAAGCUGCGGCGGGAGAUCAACUAUGCCAUCAGAAACAUCCAUGGUGUCAGGACAGGUCUGUUCACUCCUGACAUGGCCUUUGAAGCCAUAGUGAAGAAACAAAUAUCAAGGAUAGAGGGGCCGUGUAUGAAAUUUGUUGAUAUGGUCAGUCAAGAACUAAUCAACACUGUGCACCAGUGUAUCAACAAGCUCAGUUCCUUUCCCAAACUGCAAGAUGAGACACAGAGAAUUGUAACCACUGAAAUACAACAACAAGAGAGUAAAUGCAGGGACCAGGUCAUGUUGCUGAUUGAAAUACAGCUAGCCUACAUUAAUACAAAACAUGAGGAUUUCAUCGGCUUCACUAACGCUCAGCAGGCAUACAACCACAACAAUAAGAAGAUUGUUGCAGGGGUAGCAGGAAACCAGGGUGUGGUCCCUCUUUCAAGUCUAAUAGUUGUCCGCAAGGGCUGGCUGACCAUCAGCAACAUUGGCAUCAUGAAGGGUGGAGCCAAGGAAUACUGGUUUAUUCUCACUGCAGAGAGCCUGUCCUGGUUCAAGGAUGAUGAGGAGAAGGAGAAGAAGUACAUGCUUCCUCUGGACAACUUAAAGCUCAGAGAUGCGGAGAAGGGGUUCAUGUCCAGCAAAUUUGUCUUUGCUAUCUUCAACACAGAGUUAAGGAACGUGUAUAAGGACUACAAAUGCCUGGAGUUGGCCUGUAACUCUCAGGAGGAUCUGGACAGCUGGAAGGCGUCUUUUCUACAGGCUGGAGUCUACCCUGAAAAAGUCACUGGAAAUGGAUCUCCUGAUAACUUCACAGACCCCCAGCUGGAGCGUCAGGUGGAAACCAUUCGAAACCUGGUUGAGUCCUACAUGAACAUCAUCUAUAAGACCAUCAAGGACCUAAUGCCAAAGACCAUUAUGCACCUCAUGAUCAACAGCGUGAAGGAGUUCAUUAACUCUGAGCUCCUGGCCCAGCUCUAUGCUCUGGGAGAAUGCUCAGCGCUAAUGGAUGAGUCACCGGAGCAGCAGCACCACCGGGAAGAAGUGCUCUGCAAACAUGCUGCCCUGAAGGAGGCGCUCGCUGUCAUCGGAAAGAUCUCCACCUCCACCUGCACCACCCCUAUGCCUCCACCUGUAGACUCUUCCUGGAUACAGCCCUCCAGCUUGACACACCCUAAUAACUCAGUGACCAGUGGCAAGACAGUGGUUCGUGGCCAUGCCCCAUCAGUUCCCCGGCCACCCGCUCACACUGGACCCACUGCUUCCCAGAACGCUGAUGGCCUUCAGCAGCGAGCUGGCCAACCUCACCGUGCUCCACCAAGUGUGCCAAGGAGGUAUCCCCCAGCCAUCCCAAAUGUGAAAUAAUAGUCCUUUCUGCUCAGAACUCCAUUACCCAUCGACCCCAGUGAUCCUUCCAGCUGCAGCUGACUGCUACCCAGAGACACCCAGUGACCUGUGUGAUGUGUAAUCCAGCUGAAGCACUACACUGGGCUUCUCUCUGUCUCUUCUGGGAGCUGCUGUCUGCUAAAUUCACUGAGUCUUGAGCCUGUUUUGUACAUAAUAUCAUUGGCCAUAAAGGCUGGAAUGUGCUCGACUGUCUUCUGACUUUUCUCAAGUGCCUGAACUUUCUGUAAAUAAAAAUACCAAUUCUA
This is a messenger RNA of Morone saxatilis (striped sea-bass), 3447 nucleotides long. It is a transcript of the gene dnm3a, whose product is annotated as dynamin 3a. Gene Ontology annotation, cellular component: cytoplasm; microtubule; membrane. The transcript has 20 exons. Lineage: Eukaryota; Metazoa; Chordata; Actinopteri; Moronidae. Gene Ontology annotation, molecular function: microtubule binding; GTPase activity; GTP binding. The coding region runs from base 575 to 3160 and encodes 861 amino acids. The record is from RefSeq and is a predicted model, not a curated record.